Messenger RNA from Octopus sinensis (East Asian common octopus), 438 nucleotides. Its product is annotated as tigger transposable element-derived protein 6-like. The transcript has a single exon. The record is from RefSeq and is a predicted model, not a curated record. Bases 1 to 438 code for a protein of 145 amino acids. Lineage: Eukaryota; Metazoa; Mollusca; Cephalopoda; Octopoda; Octopodidae. Gene Ontology annotation, molecular function: nucleic acid binding.
AUGGAAGGAGAUAAAGAGCAUCCGUUGGUAAUCGGAAAAUUCAAAAAUCCUCAUGGUUUUAAAAAUAUUAAUAUGAAUAAUCUUGGGAUUCAAUAUGCAAAUAGUAAUAAAUCUUGGAUGACCAGUUUAAUUUUUAAAAACUGGGUUGAACGGUUAAAUUCCAAAAUGAGUGUGGAAAAUAGAAAGAUUUUGCUUCUUUUAGAUAAUGCGCCAGGUCACUAUUUUGAUGGCGAAUUCAGUAAUAUCGAAUUGUAUUUUCUUCCUCUAAAGACAACAUCUAAGAUUCAACCAAUUGAUCAAGGGAUUGUGCAUUCAUUUAAAUCGUUGUAUAAAAAAGGAAUGACUAGAAAUUUGAGUAUGGGAACAAAUAUAGGAACAUGUCAUAUACAGAUGAACUUACCAAUUCAAAUUAGUGAAUGCUCUACCUUUAAUUAUUGA